AUGUCGCCACGAGAGAGCAACGCCACCUCUGCGCGGCGACGGCCCUCGUUGUCAUUUCUUUCACGCCCACGCACCGCAGGUCAUUCCGCUCCGAUGACAAAGGAGCUCGCUUUGGAUACUUGGGACGAGCCAUAUAUGACGGAGGCAUGCCAGGAUGACCAUGCACCAGUCGUGGAAGAGAUGGAUCCGUUCCCGAACGCGGCGCCGCGACGCCGGGGUGCUAAGAGCUUCUCGAGUCUGAAGCAUCCGGUGGAUGGCUUGGUAGCUCUUGGCCGCCGUUUGUCUGUUAGUCUUCGCCACAAGCCUUCAAAGCAAACCAUCCCUGUUACCGAGAACAUCCAGGGGUUUGACAGCGAUGAAGACACACUCUAUCACGUUCCGAACCUUGCAAACCACAAGCGCAUGGCCUCCGGUAGCUGGGAUGCCCGAUCAAUGAAAACAGAAUGGUCUCGAGGUUAUAGUGUCAAUCGACGCCCCUCUUUGAACAGCGUGUCUGCUCUGCAUGGCUUCUAUGCCCCCACCGCUUCGGUUGCCACUCCCAUUCCUGGUCAUGGACAGGCACCUCCGGUUUUGCCGAAUGACAAGCUUGCGGGUGCGGCAGCGCGCGCCGCGGCCGCUGCCCAGAAUGAAGAAAUCGAAGUCGCAAGAAUGGCCAAGGCGGAAUUUGAGAACAAGCGAUUCGAUUCGCUGGUGCCAAGGGAUUCGGAAAGCGGCAUCUGUAUCGACAUGCGCGAUCAACCAGACGUAUCGACUGCCAACAUCGUAGGCGUUACGCGACUUGAUCCCAUAACUCUGCUUCCGGCUGAGAUCUCAGCACACAUUCUUUCUUACUUGGAUCCUGACUCUCUCAUGAACGCCGAGCUCGUCUCCCGGACUUGGUCCCAAGCCUCCUCUUCCCAUGUUUGGAGGCAGGUCUUCCGCAACGCAUAUGGCCGACGACCGGCAAGUGAGACAGCCUCCAAGGUGAAGCAGUCAUCUGGCUUGGGAAGGUCAAUCCCUAACCAAGAUUGGAAGAAGAAAUACCUUGUCCGGCAUGCUCUCGAUCAGCGUUGGAAGAAUGGCAAGGCUGCAGCCAUCUAUUUACAGGGCCAUGAGGACAGCGUCUAUUGUUCUCAGUUUGAUGAGAAUAAAAUUAUCACCGGCUCUCGUGAUCGGACGAUUCGUGUGUGGGACGCCCACUAUCCGUGGGCAUGCCAGAAGAUCAUUGGACCGCCCGCGGCCCGGACUUUCCGCCGUGGUCCUGUGAACAGUCCGACCUCACAGGCCACGGGAAGUGCUCCCUUCAUGACCAUCACCCCACCAUGGCCCACACCGGAUGAGACGGAUGAAAUCUCGGCGCCCCUGGAAGAAGAAUCGAUUUACCACAGCGCCUCGAUCCUGUGUCUGCAGUUUGACGAAGAGAUCAUGGUCACAGGGUCCUCCGACUUCACCUGCAUCGUAUAUGACAUCAAGGAUGAAUACCGGCCGCUUCGCCGUCUUGAGGGUCACAAUGCCGGUGUGCUUGAUGUGUGCUUCGAUGAUCGAUACAUCGUCUCAUGCUCCAAGGACACCACCAUCUGUGUAUGGGAUCGUAACACCGGUAAGCUGUUGAGGCAGCUCAAUGGCCACGAAGGCCCCGUGAAUGCUGUGCAACUACGCGGUGAUCUCAUUGUGUCAGCCAGUGGUGACGGUGUUGCUAAAAUGUGGAAUGUGGUUUCAGGUCGCUGUGUCAAGGAAUUCACCAGCAAAGACCGUGGCCUUGCAUGUGUCGAAUUCAGCGACGAUGGCCGGACCAUCCUCACUGGCGGCAAUGACCGUAUAAUCUACCAAUUCGAUGCCAACACGGGCGAGCUAGUCAACGAGCUCCGUGGACACACGGGUUUGAUCCGCUCUCUGCACCUGGACAGUGCCAACAGACGCAUCGUCAGCGGCAGUUAUGAUAUGAGCGUCAAGGUGUUCGACCGUGACACUGGUAAUCUAUCAAUCAACUUCCCUGGCUGGACCACAAGCUGGAUGUUGAGCGUACAGUCCGAUUACAGACGCAUUGUUGCGACAAGCCAGGACUCCCGGGCUGUCAUCAUAGACUUUGGAUAUGGUCUAGAAGGGAUCGACCUGUUGGAGGAGUGA
Molecule: messenger RNA, 2106 nt
Organism: Penicillium paradoxum
Lineage: Eukaryota; Fungi; Ascomycota; Eurotiomycetes; Eurotiales; Aspergillaceae
Product: F-box/WD repeat-containing protein
Exons: 3
Coding region: 1-2106 (701 amino acids)
Molecular function (GO): protein binding
Source: RefSeq, a predicted model, not a curated record